This is a messenger RNA of Vigna unguiculata (cowpea), 480 nucleotides long. RefSeq lists its product as uncharacterized. The record is from RefSeq and is a predicted model, not a curated record. NCBI's taxonomy places the organism in Eukaryota, Viridiplantae, Streptophyta, Magnoliopsida, Fabales, Fabaceae.
AUGGAGGAUUUCAUGAAACAUAGGCCAACCAAGUUCUCUGGCAAGGCCACUACUAAUGAGGCCGAUGCCUGGCUACGGGAGUGCGAGAAGAUUUUGGCAGACGCAAAGUACUGGUGGCAGGGGAUGCAACAGUUGAUGCAGACCCGUGAUGAGGAGGUGACCUGGGCUGCCUUCAGGACGAGGUUCCUGGAGAAAUAUUUCCCCGACAACGUGAGGCACGAGCGGGAGGUAGAGUUCUUGACGCUCCAGCAGGGAACCAUGACCGUGCAAGCUUACAUCGAGAGAUUUAAGUACCUUGCACGAUUCUACUCGCCAGGUGUCACAGAAGAGUGGAGGUGCAGAAAGUUUGAGGGUGGGCUAAAACAUGAGCUACGCCGAUUCAUCGUACCACUCCGGAUCCUGGAGUUUCCCAUCUUGGUGGAGCAGGCCAAGGCGGUCGAGCAGUUGGAGAUGGGGCCUAGUAGAGUGGCCCGACAGUAG